This is a messenger RNA of Papilio polytes (common Mormon), 1701 nucleotides long. RefSeq lists its product as uncharacterized. Bases 157 to 816 code for a protein of 219 amino acids. NCBI's taxonomy places the organism in Eukaryota, Metazoa, Arthropoda, Insecta, Lepidoptera, Papilionidae. The record is from RefSeq and is a predicted model, not a curated record. The transcript has 7 exons.
UGCGCGCGCAGCUCGGCUCGCUGCCCGGCGGAACGCAACAGUGUGCUCGCAGCCUUGCCACUAACCGACGGUACCAUGACGAAUGAUGUGCUGGUUGCCGCGGUAACGGCCGGCGCGAGGCGAUGAUCGACCACAUGGGCCGGCCGCCCUCUCACUAUGCGGCAGCAGUCGACCGAUACGGUCGACAAGGCAGUAUGCACGGAGGAGUCUGGCGCGGCGCGGCUGGAGGCGGUACUGGUCGCGUUGGUGGAGCGCAAGGCGCGCGCUUUGCACGCCGAGCACGCCCGCCGUCGCGCACGCACUCACCCCUUGCUGUUGCUAUUCCGGGACCAUUUGCCAGACGAAGAGGCAUGUAUGGUGGAGAGCCCCGGGCAAACGCUACCAUCGCACUGGUGUGAACACGAGAUCGCGAGGCACAAACGCAAGAAGCUCAAACUGCAAAUGCACAACAAAAAUGCAAACAGUCCCGGCCGGUUGGGGAGCGAGCGACGUCGCCGGCGACGCAGGCGCAGUCCGCACGCAAACACACAUUCACACAAACCUAAGAAGCAUCGCACGCUGCUCGUAUCCGCUAUUGAUGAACAGGCGAAGGUCAUACACGUGCUGGAUCCAGACGAGUUGCCGCGGCGGGCGCGCUACACGAUUAUGGUGACAGCCUGUCUGUUGCUCUUCCUUUGUCUGCUAUUGGUCGGAGUUACGCUCAGAAUGGCCCCUCUCAUAGACGACAUGGUUCGGCAGGAGAACGAGCGCAUGAUGCACGACGCGCUCCAGGUGGGAAUCGUAAAUCGCACCCAGUCGUCGGAGGCAUUUCGCUGACGCCGCGCUAUUCCCCGCGCCCACGGCUCGAUAACAUCCGACCGGCCGCCGCCCCGCCCGAGGAGCCGCCAGACUUGGGGCCGCACGACUUGGGGCCACCGGACUUGGCCCCGACGGCACCAAAUCCCGACGCGAAUCACACCGACACUACCAACGGUCAUGGUAUCUUUGGUCUUCAGGUAUCGGUGAGCCAAACCCCAGCGGGUCCCGCGUGAAUACCACGUUAACAUCAGUAUAAACCGGGUCUGCUUCAUCCGUUUCCAAUAGUUGUGGUGUUGAACGCACAAACUGCGAGUGAAAAAUGUUCAUUUGUCGACGAGCGACGAACACAUGGCUUUCAGUGUCGAGUUUAGAAAGUGGUAUAGUCUAUAAUAUAUUAAAGAACGAAAUGUUAUUUGUUGGAAUAUAUCUGUAUGUAUAGAUGUAAUAAAAGACAGUUUCUUAUCCCGUGAUAGAGUAGUAACUAGUUUGUAUGUGUAUUUACAUGUCAGUGGUAAGAUUUUAAUAUGUGUCCUUAUUGAAUGACGUCACCUCUUACAGAUUAAUUGAGAAUUUGGUGACGCGAUUAGUACUGAAUAAAGCACUAUGAAGCUAAAGAAAUUAAAAAUAAUCUGUCCCGGUAUCCAGGUCUUUUAAAUGUUUUUAUGAAGAUUUGAAAUCUAAAAUUAUGUAUACGUUUUACAGUAAGUUAACAAAAUUUUUACCUUUCAUCAUUGUACAAUAUGUAUAUAAGUUUUUCAAACAGAAUCUUUCCUUAAAUCAGCAGCACACAUGUUAAAUAACUUCGGCGUAAUUCACAUAUUUAUAGUAAUAAACUACAAACAUAAUGUAAUAUACAAAAAUCGUAACAUUUAAAUUGAAUAAAAAGUUAUACUAUCACUUAUA